This is a messenger RNA of Staurois parvus, 795 nucleotides long. The record is from the annotation of a GenBank genome assembly. Lineage: Eukaryota; Metazoa; Chordata; Amphibia; Anura; Ranidae.
AUGUAUUUUUUCUUGGGUAACCUAUCAGUAGUCGACAUCUCUUUCUCUACAGUGACUGUUCCCAAGCUACUGUCGAGCAUUCUUCAUGAAGGAACCUCCAUGUCUUUCCUUGGCUGUUUCGUGCAGAUGUAUUUCUUUGUGUUUUUGGGCACCACCGAGAUUUUUCUUCUGUCAGUCAUGGCAUUUGAUCGAUAUUUGGCUAUUUGUAUCCCCUUAAGGUACAUAUUGUUAAUGAAUUAUAAGGUUAUGGCCAUUUUGGUUAGUACCGGCUGGGUGGCAGCUUCUCUACAUUCAUUAUUGCACACUUAUAUUCUGUCAAAAUUAAUUUACUGUGAGGACAGGCUAAUCCACCACUUCUUCUGUGAUGUGACACCCCUCAUCAAACUGUCCUGCUCCAGUACUAAACUAGCUGAACUCCUAAUAUUCACUGAAGGUUCUAUGGUUGUUAUUAUUCCAUUCUUUUUCAUACUCUUUUCCUAUGUACUCAUUGGAUGGACUAUACUGAAAAUGGAAACUAGGAGCAGCCGAAGCAAAGCCUUUUCUUCCUGCUCUUCUCAUCUCAUGGUCAUUUGCCUGUUCUAUGGUACCGCAGACAUUUUCAUUUACUUCCGUCCUCCAUCAGAUUACUCGUCCCAGUAUGAUCGCAUUGUUAGCAUGGCUUACACCAUCAUUACCCCUAUGCUGAAUCCUUUUAUUUACAGCCUACGGAACCAAGAUGUAAAACAGGCUCUGAAGAAGCUCAUCAUGCAAUGUUCUUUUCAUAGGAUACAUAGCAACCUUGCUCAUGUUUUGUGA